Molecule: messenger RNA, 341 nt
Organism: Staurois parvus
Lineage: Eukaryota; Metazoa; Chordata; Amphibia; Anura; Ranidae
Source: the annotation of a GenBank genome assembly
AUGCAGACUGCUUCUAUAAAAAUGUGUAAAUGACUGUGCAAUAAGUCCAUUUGUGAAAUUUCCUUGCUACUAAAUAUUCCACAGCCAACUGUUAGAGAUAUUAUAACAAAGUGGAAGCAACUGAGAACAACAGAAACUCAACCACAAGUGGUAGGCCACAUAAAAUGACAUAGUGGGGUCAGCACAUGCUGAAGCACAUAGUGACCAGAAGUUGCCAACUGUCUGCAGAGUCAAUAGCUAAAUACCUCAACACUUUGUGUGGCCUUCAGAUUAGCACAACAGCAGUGCAUAGAGAGCUUAAUUCAUGGAAUGGGUUUCCAUGGCCAAGCAGUUGCAUCCAA